This is a messenger RNA of Cydia strobilella, 4817 nucleotides long. RefSeq names its product protein eyes shut (gene eys). NCBI's taxonomy places the organism in Eukaryota, Metazoa, Arthropoda, Insecta, Lepidoptera, Tortricidae. The coding region runs from base 62 to 4630 and encodes 1522 amino acids. The transcript has 21 exons. Gene Ontology annotation, molecular function: calcium ion binding. The record is from RefSeq and is a predicted model, not a curated record.
UGCAAGGUGUGUGUUCGGUGAAAACUUUGAGACAAUGCCGUGUUAAAGUAAGAAAAGCAUUAUGUUUGGAAUUGUAAGUAGGGCAGUGCAAGUGGUGACCCUCGUUGUAUUUUCUACUCAUUUGGUGACUGGUGGUAUCGCCUGCCUCGGAAAUCCGUGCUUGCAUGGCAUUUGCAUUGAUGAUAUUAACAGUACAUAUUCGUGCUACUGUGUGGAUGGAUACACGGGCGUUCAGUGCCAGACUAACUGGGACGAGUGCUGGUCAGCGCCGUGUCAGAACGGUGGGACAUGCCUCGACGGCAUAGCCUCCUACAACUGCUCGUGCCCGGACGGCUUCAUCGGCGACAAUUGCGAGACCAACUUCAACGAAUGCGAAUCCAACCCUUGCCUCAACAACGGUACCUGCAUCGACCUGGACGCCGGCUACCUGUGCGCCUGCGGGCCGGGCUUCGCCGGCGAGCACUGCGAGCUGGACGUGGCCGUGUGCAACUCCAGCGACGAGGCGCGUUGCUACAACGGCGGCCAUUGCAGAGAGGGGCCCGGGUUUAAGUUCUACUGCACCUGCACCGCCGGUUGGGCGGGACCGCGAUGCGAGUUUCAGAUCGAUGAAUGCGAGUCUAACCCUUGCCAGAACGGCGGCGUGUGCAUCGACGCGCACGCAGACUACAUGUGCGCCUGUUCUUACGGAUUCACUGGUAAAAGUUGCGAAACUGAAAUAGAAUUCUGCGAUGACAAUUCGUGCAGCAACAACGCGCUAUGCGUUGUUGAGGACGGUUUCCGGGUCUGCUACUGCGUUCCCGAUUACCACGGGGAACGAUGUGAACUGCAGUAUGACGAAUGCGAACUCGGGCCCAGAUGUAUGAACGGAGGCACCUGCAUUGAUGGUAUUGACAAUUUCACUUGCUCUUGCCCACCCCGCCUCACUGGGUCCUUCUGCGAAUGUCUAAUCCUUGACAAUGAUACCUUAGACUGCGAAUAUGUCAGCUCUACUCCAAUACCUCAAUCCACGUAUAUGUCAACUACUGAUGUCCAAACCGAUACUACUACUGAUUCGGAUGCAACUACACAGUGGGAGUAUAGUACUACGAUAACUGUGCUGCCUGAUAUAACCAUUACAGUUGAAAGCGUAGCUACUGGAACUGAAGAAGUUACAACCCAAGAAACAACAGAAACUACUCUUGAUAUUGAUGACACAUAUACCCCAACUGAAACAGACGUUUAUGUUACAUCAGCCACAGAGAUCAAACAAACCAUAGAAUCUGAGGACUCCAAAACAGAGGGUACUACUGUUGAAACAACGGAUAAGGAACCAACCGACACAAUUACAACAGUUACAAGUACUAAAGCAGCUACGAAAAUAAUAACAGAUCUUGCUACUACUGCUGAAACUAUAACAACUGAAUCUGCAGUAACAGAAAUUGUAGAAGUGACUACGGUUCCAGAAAUGGAUACGACCACUGUAAAGAUGUUCACUGACACUCCAACUGAACACCCCGUGACAGAGUUGGCUACGUCGUCUUCAGCUGCUACCGAAACGAUGGAGAUGACUACAUUCUUUGACAAUAGUACGUUUGCGUAUACGACUGUACAAUCAGAGUGCAGCGAAUCUGUCUGCAACAAUCAAGGAAUUUGUGUAAACACUCCGCAAGGAAUUCGGUGUCACUGUCCUUUCAACUAUGGCGGAAGCUUGUGCGACGAAAAGAUCUUAAUAUCUUCAGCAGCCUUCAGUGGAAAUUCUUUUGUUGCUCAUAAGCUACGGAAUACCACAUCUAUAAGCGUAGAAUUCAACUCCAAGACUCUGAUAACAAAUGGGCAACUCAUGCAAGUAGAUAUAGCGAAAGGGGUAUACGUUCAGCUGUAUAUGAACUCUGGGCUUCUGAAGUUUAAGUUCUCCUGUGGUUAUCAGACUAUGCUUCUCAGUGAGCUAAAAACGUACGUCAAUAAGGGAUACCCUAUGAAGAUUGAAGCCAAGCUGGACCUAUUUCCCGCAGCACAACACUGCAAUGCCACGCUCCGCCUUAACGACACGGUGGCAAUGAGCGGCGGGCAGGACGCCCGCGUGGCGGCGCUAGACAACAACACUAUGCUGUACUUUGGCAACAUGCCCCAUGCCAACGACACCAUGCCCUUUGUAGGAUGCAUCUGGGAUUUGAUGGUCAACAGUGAGAAGCGCGAAGUAUUCGGCGAGGCAAUGGAAGCGAGCAAUGUGACCGAGUGUUCUUCCCUGGCGUGUUUGUCAGGGCCGUGCCUCAACGGAGGCUCCUGCCACGACCAAGGCGAGGGAUAUACAUGUUCCUGUGCCAAUGGGUGGCUGGGCCCGCACUGCGAGAUGUCGGUGUGCGCGCACAACCCCUGCCGCUCGGGUGGGAGCUGCGUGCCGCACCCCGGCAGCGGCUUCCUCUGCCUCUGCCCCUACGGGAAGCACGGCAUCUUCUGCGAAUACAAUGUUGAAAUAACCCGUCCAUCGCUGGCUCCAAUCAGCAGCGAAAUAUCAUCUUACCUCAUCUACCCGCUGUCGCAGGCGAGCUCGGAGCGCUUCGACCUGCGCCUACGGUUCCAGACGACGGACAUGGAACAGAUAGCGCUGCUCGCGUUUGUGGGACAGGGGGGAAGGCAUGACGCGCAUAGUCACCACUUGGCGCUGACGUUUGUGAAGGGAUACGUUAUGUUGACUUGGAAUAUGGGAGGUGGGCCACGGCGUGUAUUCACGGCGCGUGCUCUGAGCCCGCGGCGCGGCGGGCACGUCGUCCGUGUGUGGCGGCGCGGUCGCUCCGCCGGACUCAGCGUGGACGGCCGCCACAACGCCACGGGCAACGCACCCGCGCAUGACGCGAAGAUGACUGUCCAGCCGUACGUGUACAUCGGUGGUCACCCCUCCCCCGGCUACCGCGACCUUCCCCACGACUUACCACUGCAUGGCGGCUGGCGCGGCUGCAUCUGGGAAGUCUCUGGCCAGGCCGUGGGCGCUGGUAAGGCGCUGGGCGGCCGCGGCGUGGGCCAGUGCGGCGUGGCGCAGUGCACCGCCAAGUCGUGCAACGCGCCACGGGGUGUGUGUAUUCAUUCGCCGGCUACAUACGGGUGCAUCUGCAAUGAAGGCUGGUUCGGUGCCACAUGCGCGUCGUCCCGCAGCCCCUGCGACCGCGUUGUCAGCCAGUGUCACGGCAAGUGCGUGUUCACGGCAGACCGGGCCGAGUGUGACUGUCCGUAUGGGAAGACCGGCACAUACUGUGAUAAAGAUUUCAUCCCAACGGACGUGUACUUCACCGGUACCAGGUCGUACGUGAAGCUGAAGCCUCAAGCCGUUUCCAGCGUGAGCUUGGCUCUCGAAGCAGAGAUCAAGCCGAACACGGAACGGGGCCUCAUUGCGUUCGUGGAGACACCUCACUUCUACACCGCGCUGUCCUUGCAGGGAGGACUACUGGAAUAUCGAUGGACAGAUCGACUAUCCGGCGUAACGUCACUGGUCCGCAGUAGCACGGUAGUGGCGCUGAACGCGUGGCACUCUGUGAAGGCGGGCCGCUACGGCAGCCGCCUGUACGUGUGGGCCGACGGCGCGCUCGCGACCGAGCCGCUGCUGGCGCACGCCUACCCGCACACCGCGCACAAUGCCAGCGUGCUGCUAGGGGGCGCGCAAGACCUAGCGAUGCUGCCUUUCGACGUGAUGUCCGGUCCCCCUGAACCCUUCACCGGCUGCAUUAGAAAUCUCCAUGCCAACAACGUUCUCCUGCCGCUUGAAACUCAAAAUAUUCUAGCUGGUCAGAACCUGGGUGACUGCGACGGCACGCCCUGCGGCGCCGAGGCGUGCGCGGGCAGCGCCUGCGUGGUGGAGGGCGGGCGCGCGCGCUGCUCGUGCGCCGGCGCCGGCGCCGCGGGCGGCCGCUGUCGCCGCCACGCCGCCUGCAGCACGGACGACUGCAAGCCGCCCGCCGGCGCCUGUAGGGGAAACAAGUGCGUCUGUGCCGCUGGUCAUGCGGGACUUGACUGUCAGCUCAGAGUAAACGUGACGAUUCCCCAAUUCGCGGGCGAUUCCCUCCUGUCUCUCGGCCGGAGGACGGCCGGCGUGCCCCGCGUCAGUGAGCAACGACUGAGCGCCGACUCCAAGUUGCCGCCGCAAUACGUCACGCUCAACUUCACCACGGCUGAACCGGCGGGCCUGCUGCUUUCUAUUAUAUUGGACACCGAAUAUCUCGGCUUCGGUCUAGAGCACGGCUACCUCAAGCUGGCCUGGUCCAGGCCCCGCGAAGAUCUCACGCAGUACGCCACAGAAGAAUGGCGGCUCCCCAAACCGCUGCAGAUACAGUCCAAGUUACUGCCCAGAGCUGGUUUCUUAGCCGACGGAGAAUGGCAUGUCUUGGUGCUAAAGUUGGAUAAAACCAACAUGUCCGUUGUUGUGGAUCAGAAUUUGGUGUACAAUGAUGAGCUGGCUCUGAACGAGUCCAUUUAUGAUGACGUGGAGUUGUUUAUAGGUGGUAUUAACGAAGAGGAUAGUGCAAUAGGUAAGAAAGCGUUCCCACACAAUUUCAAAGGCUGCAUAGAUAACAUAGCUACCAAAGAAGAAUCAUAUUUGAUCGAUUACAAUGAAAUAUAUAGUGAAAACAUUAAAUCGUGCCAAUUAUUCCCCUCCGCAUAAAUCAGAAGCGAGGGUGUCAUGUUAUAUUUGCUGGUCAGUUUUAUUUAUACUUCCAAUGAGUCUUUAAAAGAAAUUAGAAUAAGUUUAAGUGAAAAAUAUACAUAUAUCGUGUGGCAAAAAUCUAGCUAGCUAAACAUGAGCAUGUACUGCACACUUCAAUUUUAUAUGCCGGUUUACAUCACUUACC